Messenger RNA from Pistacia vera, 2508 nucleotides. RefSeq names its product receptor-like protein EIX1. NCBI's taxonomy places the organism in Eukaryota, Viridiplantae, Streptophyta, Magnoliopsida, Sapindales, Anacardiaceae. The record is from RefSeq and is a predicted model, not a curated record. The transcript has 3 exons. Gene Ontology annotation, molecular function: protein binding. Bases 1 to 2508 code for a protein of 835 amino acids.
AUGGCUAUGUCAGGUGGAAGGUUCCUUCAACAUCUACUUCUAGCUGUUUUGAUUUUGUUCCUUUUCCAGCAAAGAGUUGCGGAUUCUGACGUUAUGAGUUGCAGAGAUGACGAAAGAGAAGCACUACUCGUAUUUAAACAAGGCUUGGUGGGUGACGAUGGCUUUCUUUCUUCUUGGGGAAGUGAAGAUGAUAAAAAAAAUUGUUGUGAAUGGAGAGGAAUCCAAUGUCGUCAAACGGGCCAUGUGCAAAGACUCGAACUUAGGGGCACCAGAGAUCUCAAUGCGCCAUUGGAAGGUAAACUUAACGCGUCUUUACUUAAACUGCACCAUUUAAGCCAUUUGGACCUCAGUUACAAUUAUUUUAGUGGGAGCCCAAUCCCUGAGUCCAUUGCUUCCCUCACCAAAUUGACGCAUCUUGGUCUCUCUAACGCUGGUUUUAAAGGACAAAUUCCCUACCGGCUGGGAAACCUUUCAAGGCUACAACUUCUUGAUCUCAGCGGUAAUGAUGGUUUAUAUAACGCUGGAAACAUUGAGUGGCUUUCCCAUCUUUCUUCUUUAAGAUAUCUUGACUUAAGUGGCAGCGAUCUUCGUGAAUCAAAUGAUUGGUUUCAAGUCAUUAACAAGCUCCCAUUCCUCACAGAAUUAUCUGUAGUUUGGUGUAAUCUUCCACAAAUUAUGCCUUGGGCUCCCCUAAAAGUCAAUGCUACUGCAUCUUUUGUGAGCCUUGAUCUAACUGGCAACCAUGUAACCAAUUCUAUAUACCCUUGGUUGUUCAAUGUCAGUAGCAAUCUUAACCAACUUUCCCUCGAUUUUAACCUUUUACAUGGUUCAAUUCCUGAAGCUUUCGGAAAUUACAUGACUUCUCUUACCAGUCUCUCCCUUAAGUCCAAUGACGUAGAAGGUGGCUUUCCAAAGUGCAUCGGAAAUAUGAGUUGUCUGGAUACGUUAGAGUUAUCUUCCAACAAUCUGACAGGACAACUCUCUGGGUUCUUUAAAAAUCUAUCUGGUGGAUGUACAGAGAAGAAGUUGGAGUUUUUGUAUUUAUGGGGAUCAAGUUCUUUCAUAUGUUCUGCUUUUGCCGAAUAUUUGACCUAUCUUGACCUCUCUAAUAACCUACUCUCGGGAAUGCUUCCGGAUUGUUGGAUAAAAUUUGAAGAGUUGGUUGUUCUUAAUGUGGCAAGUAAUGGCUUCUCCGGAAAAAUUCCACCCUCAAUGGGCUCCCUAGGUAGUAUUGUAACAUUGAGAUUGAGCAAUAAUAACUUCUUUGGAGAGUUACCAAUUUUGAGCAAUUGCACCCGGUUGAGAAUUUUAGAUCUUCAGGAUAAUGCAUUAUCUGGAAAGAUACCUGAGUGGAUUGGGGAGAGGCUACCAAGUUUGCUAGUUCUUAGUCUGGAAUCUAACAAAUUAAAUGGGAGUAUACCUUUCCAAUUAUGCCGUCUAGCAAAUAUUCAAAUCUUAGACCUUUCCUUGAACAGUAUUUCUGGAAAUAUACCCCCGUGUUUCAACAAUUUCACAGCUUUGUCUGAAGAAAGGAGUUCACAUGCUGCCAUAACCUAUGAAUUCGAUUUCAAUCUCUAUGGAGAAAUACAUUAUGUUGACAGUGCAUGGUUGACAUGGAAAGGAAGUAAAUAUGAGUACAAAAACACUUUGGGGUUAGUCAAGAGCCUCGACCUUUCCGAUAAUAAAUUGGAUGGAACAGUUCCUGAAGAGAUUAUGAGUCUAGUAGGAUUGAUUGCCUUGAAUCUUUCCAAAAACAAUUUCAGUGGAACAAUUCCUCCCAAGAUUGGUCAGUUAAAAUCAUUGGAUUUCCUAGAUCUAUCAAGAAAUCGAUUUUCUGGUGAAAUUCCAUCAAGCCUUUCUCUAAUAAACCGCCUAAGUGUUAUGGACUUGUCAGACAACAACUUUUCAGGCAAAAUUCCAACAGGCACUCAACUUCAGAGUUUCAAUGCCUCAGUGUAUGCAGGGAAUCCGGAACUGUGUGGCCUCCCACUCCCAAAAAAAUGUCUCGGAGAAGAACCGACCCAAGGUCCAGCUACUAUUGACAUUCCAGAAGAUGAGAUCAUAACCCUUGGGUUUUACAUAAGUUUGGCCCUCGGUUUCAUUGCAGGGUUUUGGGGUGUUUGUGGCAGUCUAGUGCUUAGUCAGUCAUGGAGACAUGCCUACUUCAAUUUCUUGGCCGAUAUCAAAGAUAAGAUCUAUGUGAUAGCAACGAUAAAUUUUGCCAAACUGAAGCAGAGUGAAGCAUUCACGGAGGAUGACUGGAAGUUGGUACAAUUAGUUGAGACUUUAUUCCGCAAUGUUCUUGCUGUCCAAGAUAUUCCGCUGCAGCAGAAGGCUGGGGGUUCUGCUAGUCAAUUCAUAUCCUUGAGAGAUGGAUUUCUGGAACUUUUGUUGAAUGAGAAUGUGAUGGACAUAAUUCUUGUGAUAACUCUGCAUGUUGGUGGUUCUUCUGGCUCUUUUGACGGGAUAUCUUGCUUUUACUGGAAAUUUUUCAUUACAUAUUUAUGA